Didymodactylos carnosus is the source of this 1464-nucleotide messenger RNA. NCBI's taxonomy places the organism in Eukaryota, Metazoa, Rotifera, Eurotatoria, Philodinida, Philodinidae. The record is from the annotation of a GenBank genome assembly.
AUGUCCGUUGAUGGUACAGUUAUGGUGCCAAAGCCUGCUUUGGUGUCUGUCUCUUCAAAUGAAUCAUCAAAAAAAGAAACAAAUGAAUCUGCUAUACCAUUUACUUGGGGAAGUUAUUUGAUACAAGAAGGUUCUCAAGCAGCACCUGUUAGUUAUUUCAAGCACGCUCCGUUAGCAGAAAUAUGGUCUAAAUUAACGCCCGGGAUGAAAGUGGAAGUAUUAAAUACUGAUUGUGAAAACAAAGAAAAAAUAUUUUGGUUUGCAACUGUUAUUAAAUUCGAAGGUUAUUUGGUGUUGUUACGAUACGAAGGAUAUGAGGAUGAUGACAGCCAUGAUUUUUGGUAUAACUUAUGCAAUAAAGAUGUACAUACAGUGGGAUGGUGUGGACAGCAUGGAAUCAAACUUGCUCCACCACAUAAUAUUGAAAAUCGUCAGACUGAUUGGAAGACGUUUCUAGUGAAUAAAUUAACCGGUGCAAAAACUCUUCCAGAUAACUUUCGUAAGAAGAUACAAGAUUCAUUACGUUGUCCCUUCAAAAAGAAUAUGGUGCUCGAAGUUAUUGAUAAAUAUCGCGUUUCUCGUAUGCGAGUUGGAAAAAUUUCUGAUGUUAUUGGAGGACGACUAAGAAUUAAUUAUGAAAAUACAGCUGGUGAACAUUUUUGGGUACAUCAUAAUUCUGAACUAAUACAUCCAGUUGGUUGGUCUACUGCUACCGGACACGAAAUUGAUGCUGACGAUGCUUACAAAAACGAAUCUUCUAAAAUAAUGCAAACAAAUGCGUACAAUAAUACUUACGCUAGCCCAAACUUAUUUCGCAAAACACCUGUGAUUGUCGAUUCACUGAAUGAAUGUUUCAAAGUUGGAAUGAAACUAGAAGCCGUUGAUCCACUGGAAAUGUCUCGAAUAUGUCCAGCCACAGUAUUGAAAGAUGGCUAUUUUAUGUUGUCAAUCGAUGGUAGUAGUGCAAAAGAUGGUUCAGAUUGGUUUUGUUAUCAUUCGAGUUCAACGUUAAUAUUUCCAAUUAAUUUUUGUCGUUCAAAUAAAAUGCCAUUAUCACCGCCUAUCGGCUAUCGUGGAGAAUUCGAAUGGGAAAAAUAUCUUAAAGAAACAAAUUCAUCUUAUGUACCAAAUAGUUUAUUUGGUAUUAUGAAAGACAAAACAAUAAAUCCAUUUAAAAUUGGGACGAAAAUUGAAGCUGUUGAUCUAAUGGCACCACAUCUUGUGUGUGUUGCAACAAUUGCCAAUGUAUUUGAUGGUUUAAUACGUAUACAUUUUGAUGGAUGGGAUGAUGACUACGAACAAUGGAUUGAUUGUGAAUCGACAAAUAUUAAUCCAGUUGGCUGGUGUGAAUUAGUCGGUUAUCGAUUAGAACCUCCAAAACAACAAGAACAAGAAAAUGGUGUAGAUCAUACAAAAACUCGAACGAAAAAAAGCAAAAAGCCAAAACGAAGACGAGUUAAUUAA